Serinus canaria (Common canary) is the source of this 5416-nucleotide messenger RNA. RefSeq names its product transmembrane protein 158 (gene TMEM158). Lineage: Eukaryota; Metazoa; Chordata; Aves; Passeriformes; Fringillidae. The coding region runs from base 159 to 1145 and encodes 328 amino acids. Gene Ontology annotation, molecular function: peptide binding. The transcript has 2 exons. The record is from RefSeq and is a predicted model, not a curated record.
CCCGCUCCCACCCCCUCGCCUGCCUCCACCCUCCUUCCCUUUCUCUCACUCGCUCGGCGAGAUCACUGUGCCUCCUUUCCCGGAUGGCAGCCGGCAGCGCCAUGCAGCCUCCCGUUCCUCCUCCUCCUCUCCCUCCUCUCCGGCUCUAAGUUAAUGCCAUGCUGCCGCUGCUCUUCCCGGCACUGCUGGCCGCCUGCCUGCCGCCCUGCCAGGGCUGGAGCCCCUCGGCGGCUGCCAGCGGGCAGGAGGAGCAGGAGCAGGAGCUCUUCUUGCCCCCUGCCAACUCCUCCUCCCGCUCCUUGGCCAGCCUCGAGAUGGACCUCGACGGGGCAGCGAGCAAGGAGGAAGGCAGCACCGACAGCCCGGGCACGCCGGCUGCCCCUAGCCAAGAGCCUUUCUCUUCCGCUCCCACCACGUCCGGGCAGGAGCAGCCGGGGCAGGAGCAGCCGGGGCAGGAGCAUCAGCAGCGUCCCCAGCCGCAGGGGCAGCCGCAGCCCGCCGAGGACCCGCACUGCAACAUCAGCGUGCAGCGGCAGAUGCUGAGCUCGCUGCUGGUGCGCUGGAGCCGCCCGCUGGGCAUCCAGUGCGACCUCCUGCUCUUCUCCACCAACAGCCACGGGCGAGCCUUCUUCUCCGCCGCCUUCCACCGCGUGGGGCCGCCGCUGCUCAUCGAGCACCUGGGGCUGGCGGCCGGCGGCGCCCAGCAGGACUUGCGCCUCUGCGUGGGCUGCAGCUGGGUGCGGAGCAGGCGGGUCGGGCGGCUGCGGGGCGCCGCGCCCCAGCCCCAGCCCCCCGCUGCCGCCGCUGCCGCCGCCGCCGCCGCCUCCUCCUCCUCUUCCUCCUCCUCCUCGCUUUCCUACCCGCCGGCGGCCGAGUCCGGCCAGUACUGGCUGCAAGGGGAGCCGCUGAAUUUCUGCUGCCUGGAUUUCAGCCUGGAGGAGCUGAAGGGCGAGCCGGGCUGGCGGAUGAACCGCAAGCCCAUCGAGUCCACCUUGGUGGCGUGUUUCAUGACUCUGGUCAUUAUCGUAUGGAGUGUGGCCGCCCUCAUCUGGCCCGUGCCCAUCAUCGCGGGAUUCCUGCCCAACGGCAUGGAGCAGCGCCGCGGAACCACCGCCGGCACCGCCACCGCCGCCGCCGCCAAGUAGCCUCUCCCGGUGACCCCCCCUUCUCUUCGUCGUGUGCUGUGGAGGGACGCGGGACGGACUGUCGCGUUUUUCUUCUUUGCAGCGUGCCACAGGGUGGAACAGAGGGUUUGGCUGGCCUUCCUGUCUGCGAACCUGCCACGAAGCUCCUUUCCCUGUGAAAUGGUGUUACCAGGGCUGCUGGUGGCCAAAGGAGAAUCCCAAAGCCUUUCUGACUGGUGUUUGCUCUAUCUGUGCAGCAGAUGUGGGUCUAAAUGCCAAACCGGGUGGGGUGGAGAGGGGUGGGGAGCACAGCUGUGCCAGACAUCCUCCAAAGCAAUUUCUUCUGCACAUCUCCACAGACUACGGCUUUCUCCUCAGUUUGAGGUUGGGUGGCUUCGGUCCUGGGAAGAUGAGGCCCUCUCUGAGUUGUGCUAAACAGUGUGGGGCAAGUCUCUUGACUUGCUCAUCAUUCAUUCCUCAAAACCAGCUUAGAUGCAGUGUAUUUGUUGGAGACACAGGAAUACUGUACCUCUUUUUUAUCUACCAGUCUGCAGGGUUGCUCACAGCAAGUCUGUGGGGUGAGAAGGCAGGAGCUGCCAGUCCAGAACUAGAUUCCAGCUGCUGCUGUGCAAGGGUGCAAAGAAGAAAGAUUUCUUCUCUCUUGUUUGAGCAGACAGCUGUGUAGCCUGAAAUAUCAUUUGUUGUGUACUUCCAACUGUUUAGCCUUAUAAAAAGUUGUUUCAUUUGCCUUAGACAUGAUUAGUCCAGCUGAAGUCUCUAAAACCAAAAUAAGAGCUAAGUGACAAAUAUUUGCAAUAGGAAUUCUCAUUUUUUUUGUGGACGUCGAUGUAUUUAAUUUGCUAGGAAGGCAUGUAUUUGCUUGGGGCUAAUUUGGUGUGUUUGUUAUGUAUGGUGGAAAGGACUGGAUGGAAAGGCUGGAAGGAUUAAAUUCUUAGGAUUCCCACAUUUUUUAACUGACAACAAAAUAAAAUAAAUGCAUGCUCUAUGUGUAUGCUCUCUGGACAAAAAGACAGAGAGAAAAAGAUUGACAAACAGCAGAAAGAAAUCAAGAUUUAAAAAUGCUCCAUGUUAGUAGGCUGCCUCUACACCCACUGUUCCUCCUGUUAAUCCUCUUGUUGGGGUUGUGACUUGAGUAAACAUUGCAUGGCAUUGUUUCCAGAAAGCAGAGGAUCUGGUCACUGUGAGAAGUGCUCUCAUGACCUGUUGAUCCAAAGGGCACCUGCCCCUGUACACCGAGUUUAGAGAGCCCCUAUUUUUUUUUCCUUGAUGUGUAAAACAGUGUCAUUUCCACCUCAUGCAAACUCUUGUCAGACAUUUGACAUGCUAGAGAGCAAUUCUUUGCCUGUUAAUCUCCUGUGUGACAGAGACACCUCUUCAUACUGGAAGGCAGGGCCAGCAGGAAAACAUGAGGGUACUGCUAACACCCUCUCAAAAGAGAAAUGUUCAACAUAUGGAAUACACCUCAGAAAAGUUGCCAUGCUAGGGAAUAGUUUCAUCUUUUAAAUGAGAUGCAUUUAGGCAGAGAGUUAACAAUUUUUACUGGAAAUUUUCUGGCUUUAUUAAUUCAUGAUGUAUAGUCCUCACUGUGGUGCAGGCAGCCUGUGCUUAAACUCAAGGGUGGAAUCUCUUUUUUGCUUCUCCUUGUUUCCUUUUUGCUUAUCCUUUGGUGGUGUGAUAUUCAGGUUUUUUCCUGAAUUGCAUCAACAUAAACAAGGGAGGGGUGUUACUGUCCGAAACAGGCAACUUCAGUUAUUAAAGGCUUAUUAUUUUUCAGUUCUUGCAGACAUGUAGCAGGUGGAACACUCAAACUGGUACAAAAUGGCUUGUUUUUCUAAUUUCUAUCAAUAUCAGCUUAAAUACAAACUUUGUGAAUAGACAGUGCCACACUCAGAAUAUUUUACUGCUUCACUUAAAAAACAUGAUACAAGAGAGGGGUUUUCUUACAGUUAUUCUCUAAAAUACACUGUUAACUGGAGCUAUUAUUAAAAAUCUGCUAAGACAUGAAUGUUUAGAACACAGGGAUGGCAUCAAGCAAACUCCAGAGGCAAAACUUGUCCAGAAUACCAAAAACUGCGAUGUUUUCAGGAAGUAUUGGUCUCAGACACAAUGUGCAAAGAAUCCUUGUGGGUUGGGGAAGGUGUUUCCUUAGAUCCCAGUGACCGUGCACAUGAGCAUGUUCCCUUUGCAGAGAGAGACCCCUCUGUGUUCCUGUCCCUUAAAGAGGAGUUUAAGGCACAGCAGGGGGCACAGGGAUUACCUGCUGUACAGGCUUUAGGCUGAAUCUGACUCCCUGAACCCUCGGGUUUCAGUGAGGUGGCAGUAGGGCUUCUCCUGGAAGGAGCAGACAGUGGGAAUGCACCAUGCAAACUGCGAGCUUUCUUCAGUCACUGUUACACCUAACAUCAAUAACUCUGCUCCUGGAGCUGUGGCUGCUGCUAUGACUCUAAGUAAACUAUAAUUUUGAGUAACUUUUGCCUUCAUCCAUGGGAAUUUCACAUGAAUGCAACCUAGAAGAGGCAAGCCCAGGGCAAUGUGGAAUGAUAAAUCUGCAUGCCAGCUGGUUUAAAAUUUCAAGUUUAGACACUGAAAUGUCUAUUUCUUUUUUUCUGCACUGGGCAUGGAGCUUUAUUGCCUCUUAGCUGGAGUUGACUCUAAGCCAUUUUUUAUUCAUUUGGAUUUAUUUUUAAGACCAGCUGGUAGCAGGGUCAGCACGAGAGCAGAUUAGUCACCAUGUAUAAUCCUUUAUGUACUCAGGGAGGGCAUAUAUUUGUAUAUAUGUAUCUACAUAUGAGGACUAACUCUGUGGAACAGAAAGCAGAAGUGAGAAAAGGGAUGAUGAGAGAAAAGUAGCACUGAUUUUCCUUCACUAUUUGUUGGAUCGUGUUUCCUGGUAAGUUAUCCUGACUUUAUUUAUAUAUGAGUGUUUGUUGGAAAGCAAGGGAUAUUUAGGAACAGAGGCAGUUUCUUGAUUUACUUUUAAAAAUUCAAUUCAACUCUAUUACAGAUUUUUUUUUUCAUGCCAGAAAGCAGGAGCAAUCUUGACAUUCAGCAUUAGAAAGUACUAGGCUUGUCUGUUAGUGUGAGACUGGUACAAUUUUUUUCUGUAUAUUCAGACCUCAGAAUUUAAUCUCUUGCCUGUUUUCUUAGUUGUGUUUUACAGAUGUGUUAGAAGUGGAAGAUACAGAGGAAUAUGUAGUUUUAGCAUGGACACAGUUUUGCUGUUACUUAGUGCCACAUUGAUUCCAACAAUAAAAAUACAAAAAAUGUAGUAGAGUGCAAUAAUAGUUAUAUAUUAUGUAAGUACACUGUUGCUCAAUAGGUUGUCAGUGAUGAAGCAUUUCUAUAUGUCAGGAGGCAUUGGGAUAUUUGGGGCAAAAUUGCCAUUCUAGGUUAAAUGUAAGAGUUGUUACUUAUCCAGGGCUUAGUUCACCAGUGCUUUCAAUGAUUAAUGCAACAGCAGGACUAUUUGUGCAGUGAAUGUUACUCAAUAUGAGUAAGGGCUACUGAACCAGACCCUAAAAAAAAAACUUAAUUAAAAGCUGUAGUUGGCUGAAGAAGUAUUAUUCAUCAUGACAUCUGCUUGCUGAAUAAAAGUAUCUCCUGGGCUGACGUUAUGUGAUCCCAGGGGCUGAACAAAAGCCUAGUGAAAUCAAAUAAUUAAUUGAAGUUUUGUAGGACUGGAAUUCAAAGGAUUUAUUUAUAGGAAUAUAUCUAGAUGUAAGGGUAGGUAUGAUGUUCUUGUUUCUCUCAGUCCAAUGUAGGGCCUUGCCAGUUUGGAAGUUGGCUUCUUUCUGAAGCUAGUAUGAAAAUGUCAGUUGUUUUCCAAAGAAUUUUACAGACUAAAUGUCAUUUUCCCCCUAAUUAAUUUCAGGGAGAGGCCUUGACUUUGCAAAAAGCAUUUGUAAUGAUUCUGGGAAAACAUGUAAAUAUCAAAUCCCAAAUGUAUUCAGAUUUCAAAGAAUAAAAAAAUCUUUUUAAUCAGUAACUGGUUUUUAAAGCAUAUUUUUAAACAAAAAAAUCAGUUUCCAUUUUUCCCCUCAGAAGCUAAACAUUUCAGUGAAGAUCAGAAGUGCAUUUGAGUGUUUCACAUUGUGAUUUUGUAUGUGAAUUUUUUGUAGAAAAAAAUUCUCCUCCAUGAUUUGGAACUGAUAGCAUCUCUUGACAUAUAAGUUACUGUAUUUCUUGUCCCAUCUUCAUAAUAGUUCUGGUUAAAUAAGUUGUCCAAAAGAAUUGUAAAUCAUAAUAUAAAUAAUAAUAAAGUAGCUUAGCCC